Molecule: messenger RNA, 710 nt
Organism: Chelonus insularis
Lineage: Eukaryota; Metazoa; Arthropoda; Insecta; Hymenoptera; Braconidae
Gene: B9d2
Product: B9 domain-containing protein 2
Exons: 2
Coding region: 154-681 (175 amino acids)
Biological process (GO): cilium assembly
Cellular component (GO): MKS complex
Source: RefSeq, a predicted model, not a curated record
UUGUGUUGUGUUGACAACGAUGAUCCAAACAAACACAACAAAUAAAAAGAAAAACAACGAAAACAGUAGUAACAUUGUCAUUAAGUGAAAAACUUUAAAAUUUAUUUAAUAAGGUUGUAAAAAAAUAAUUAUUAUAAAUCAUGAUCUAUUACUAUGGCGGAACUUCAUGUUUUUGGCCAAAUAGAAUCGGCUGAAAGCUUUAAACAAUCAUCAUUAUUUUGUAAAUGGAGUUUUCAUUCAGGGAACGGUUGGAAGCUUAUCAAUGGCAAUAAUGAAGGUCAAACUCAAGAAUGUCGUGACUUAUACAAAAAAAAAUUAACUUGGAAUCAUCCAGUAGACUUGCAUUAUUCAACCCAAACAAUCCAAGGUUCUCCAAAAAUUUUAAUUCAAGUAUAUUCUAGAGAUAAUUACGGGAGAAUAUUAUUUAUUGCAUACGGUACAAGUUGUGUACCAUUAAUACCUGGAUAUCAUGAAAUCAAAUGCCAUACGUGGAAACCAAUAGGUAAUUGGCAAGAUAGACUGAGAGAUAAAUUUUUAGGAAUUACUUUACAAUUAAAAUCACCAAGCUUAUUAGCCAAUAGCACUGAUCGCUUUGAACUACUCACGGAAACAGAAGGCAUAGUAAAUAUUCAACUACAUAUCAUGUGUAAAAAUUUCGAUAAAUUUGGAUGUUUGAUGUAGUAAAUGAAAGUAUGAACUAAUGGAGUUUG